This is a messenger RNA of Miscanthus lutarioriparius, 2082 nucleotides long. The record is from the annotation of a GenBank genome assembly. Lineage: Eukaryota; Viridiplantae; Streptophyta; Magnoliopsida; Poales; Poaceae.
AUGAAGGGGCACCAGCACCAGUCGUCCUCUCCGCUGCUGCCGCCGCCGCCCAGCAAGCGCCGCUGCAGCGGGCUGGCGGCAGCCGUGCCGGCGCUCGUCGUCUGCUCCACGCUGCUCCCGCUCGUCUACCUCCUCGUCCUCCACCGCCCUGCCGCAGGAUAUGGAUCGGACGACCGCGCCGCCGUGGUCAUCAGCAACGAGCUGGCUGGCGUCGGGGCGCGUGGCAUGCGGCAUCUGGAGAAUGGGGGCGCCAUGAAGCACAAGCUGCUCAAGGAUGUUUCCAAAAAGGUGUCUGGAUCUAAUGGGAUUUCGGCUGAGAGAUCUACUAGAUCAAAAUCUACCAAGGAUCAUGCUAUCAAAUCAAAAACAAAGUUCAAGGGUGCUUUCUCUUUAAUUGAACUAAAUAAUGACACCUUCAAAAGUAAAGGACCCCGUGCACCCCCAAAGGUAUCAAUUGAAGGACUUGUCCUGGAGUUCAAAGGUAACAAUAUAUAUUGUGGUGCAAUGCAAUGUACAAUUGUGUCCCUUAAACAUACUGUCCUGCGAGAUGUACAAGGUCAUAGUACCACUCAGACAUCUAAGGACGAUAUGAUCAAGUAUUCCUUAGUGGAUACAACUGUUGAUGCGAAAGAGAACCAUGGUCAAGAGACGGUGCAUGAGGACAAUAUCAAGUCCUGUGAACAUGAAUAUGGAAGUUACUGCCUCUGGUCUACUGAACAUAGGGAAGUAAUGAAGGAUACCAUUGUCAAGAGGCUUAAGGAUCAACUUUUUAUAGCAAGAGCUCAUUAUCCUAGUGUUGCAAAAUUGAAGCAACAGGAAAGAUUUACACGUGAACUGAAGCAAAACAUCCAAGAGCAUGAACGCAUGCUGAGUGACACCAUCACAGAUGCCGAUCUUCCACCAUUUUUUGCAAAGAAGCUGGAGAAGAUGGAGCACACUAUUGAGAGAGCCAAGUCUUGUGAUGUAGGAUGCUCGAAUGUUGAACGGAAACUUAGGCAGCUACUUGAUAUAACUGAAGAUGAAGCUUAUUUCCAUACAAGGCAGAGUGCAUUUCUAUAUCAUCUUGGGGUCCAGACUACGCCGAAAACUCACCAUUGCUUGAACAUGAGAUUGACAGUAGAAUAUUUCAAAUCCAGAUCAAGUCAUAUGGAUCAGUUAAAUGAGCAGGAGCUUGAAAGUCCUACCUUCCAUCACUAUGUAAUAUUUUCCAGGAACAUACUUGCAGCUUCCACCACUAUCAAUUCAGCAGUUAUGAACUCCCAGAACUCAGACCACAUUGUUUUCCAUUUGUUCACUGAUGCGCAAAACUUUUAUGCGAUGAAGCAUUGGUUUGAUAGAAAUUCAUACUUGGAGGCAACUGUUCAUGUAACUAACAUUGAGGACAACCAGAAGCUCUCUAAGGAUAUACAUUCCCUUGAGAUGCAACAGUUAUGGCCCGCAGAGGAAUUUCGUGUCACAAUUCGUAAUCAUUCUGAUCCUUCCCAGAGGCAGAUGAAAACUGAGUACAUAUCUAUUUUCGGCCAUUCACAUUUCCUCUUGCCCGACCUUCUUCCUAGCUUGAAUAGAGUAGUUGUUCUGGAUGAUGAUUUGAUUGUCCAGAAAGACUUAUCAUCUCUGUGGAACCUCGAUAUGGGUGGUAAAGUGGUCGGUGCUGCCCAGUUCUGUGAAGUGAGAUUAGUCCAGUUGAAACCUUAUAAGGCAGACCAUAAUGUCAAUGCUAAUUCAUGUGUGUGGUUGUCUGGCUUGAAUGUCAUUGAAUUGGAUAAAUGGAGGGACAUGAGCAUUGCUAGUUUGUAUGAAAAGUUGCGAAAGGACAGCCUGAAAUCACAGCGACUGCAAGCACUCCCUGCAAGUUUACUUGCCUUUCAAGAUCUGGUAUAUCCUUUGGAAGAUUCAUGGGUUCAAUCAGGCCUUGGACAUGAUUAUGGAAUUAGUCACGUCGAUAUAGAAAAGGCUGCUACUCUGCACUAUAAUGGUGUGAUGAAACCUUGGCUUGACUUGGGGAUACAUGAUUAUAAGAGCUACUGGAGGAAGUACAUGACUAAUGGAGAGAAGUUCUUGACAGAAUGCAAUAUUCACUGA